UUCCAUAGUUCCAUUGUUGCUGACUUCUUUUGUUCAGGCCAGUAGCCAGUGGCGGAAAGUUCAGGACUGCUUGGAAACUGAUGAAAGAUGCUCCCACCUUGAGAAAAUCGAUCGCUUGGAGAUUUUCCAGGAAUAUAUACAUGAUUUAGAGAGCGAAGAGAAAGAGCAAAGGAAACUGCGGAUGGAAGAAUUGAGGAAAGCUGAACGUAAAAAUCAUGAUGAGUUCCGAAAACUGAUUGAAGAGCAUGUUGCUGCGGGAAUACUUAAUGCAAAAACUAACUGGCGUGAUUAUUGCAUGAAUGUUAGUUUUUCUUUCUUGUGUUCGAUUAAAGAUUUUGCUGCAUAUCUGGCUGUCUCAUCAAAUACUUCAGGAUCAACAACAAAAGACUUAUUUACAGAUGUUAUGGAUGAGCUAGAGAAACAGGUGAAAUAGGUUGCUAAUAGCAGUAUUGAAUUAUGUCGACUACAUUUGUUACACUAAUCCGUAUUUAUAGACUUUACACUACAAUCCCUUUUCAUUUGCUUUCACUUAAUGAAGGUCUGAAUCUGAAUGGUUAAGAUAUCAGCCCAUUAAGUGCUUUUUUUUUU
Messenger RNA from Capsicum annuum, 588 nucleotides. Its product is annotated as pre-mRNA-processing protein 40A-like. Bases 182 to 433 code for a protein of 83 amino acids. The transcript is spliced from 4 exons. The record is from RefSeq and is a predicted model, not a curated record. NCBI's taxonomy places the organism in Eukaryota, Viridiplantae, Streptophyta, Magnoliopsida, Solanales, Solanaceae. Gene Ontology annotation, molecular function: RNA binding. Gene Ontology annotation, cellular component: U1 snRNP; U2-type prespliceosome. Gene Ontology annotation, biological process: mRNA cis splicing, via spliceosome.